AUGACGCGACCUCAUAUCAUCAGAGCAGACACCAUCGACCUGCAGGACAAGACAUCGCCGACCGCCAAGGACCACUCUCAGCAGCCUCAACACCCGGCGCCUCUUGGAAUUGGCCCGGCAGCGCCUCAUCAGCAGGCCGCUAUACGGCAAGUCGAGCAAGAGCGCAACUCGGAGGAGGCGCGUCUACAAGAUGCAUGGAGCGACGCUGGCAACACGCUACGAGAUGACCCCGGCUCCGAUGACGAACGCACUGUCAUGACCAACGCCAAUGGACGAAAGGGCACGCAACAGGAUGAACAAGCUGUCAGGUUGAACGGCGGUACAUCCAGCGACAACGAUGAUGCCGACAUGCAGGAUGCCGACGUCGAGGAAGACAUGGACGACGACAUGGACAAGAUUUCGAGUUCGCCCUCGAUAGACGAUGGUGGGUAUUCUCUAUCUUUUCACCCUGCGAUCUGGCCGGCAAGACAAGAGUCUCUGACUCCCCAGUCUUCGCCGAUGCUCUCGACGAUCGCUUCUUCUUCCCCAUUUACAAACACGCCCAUUCAUUUUCCUAUUUCUGUCGCCAACGCUCGAAGACCGCUCAGCGUCCCAGCGUCCGACACAUCUCCUACUUUGGGGGAUCGACCUGCAUCGAUCCCCAUUUCUUUGCGAUUUCCCUUACACACAGAAACCAAGUCAGCGGAGCAUCAUCGUGGUGAGUAUUCCUGGACAAGGGCCACCGCCGCACCGGACAAGGGCGACAACGUACACAUAGGGGUGGGUAUAAGUCCGAGGACGAGUCAACUGCGGGCAGUCGAACACCGUAUCGAGAUCAGACAAGACUCAGACGCAUCACUAAUGUCCGAAUUGGACGAGGAGCAGGUCAAGCGCAUGUUGGAACCGAUUAAUCGUACCCUCCUGGACACGUCGGACGACCCCUUCCUGGAUCCCACUCCAAGUCCACCUCGAACGACCAACGGCACCCCUCCACCAAAGGCCAGACAACCCGAAGAUGAAGAGGAUUCCUGGACUACCGACAGUGACGCCGACUCCUGGGACCAAGAUCCGGACCAAGACAACGAUGAUGCAUCCAAUGACGUCUCUUUCUCUGAUGAUUCCAGAUUUAUCGACUCAGGAUGGGGAGGCGAAUGCUUACGAGAAACAGAAGAUAUCGACUUCGAAUUUGUCUACGCCCUGCACACAUUUGUCGCGACUGUCGAGGGUCAAGCAAACGCAACGAAAGGUGACACGAUGGUGUUACUUGACGACAGUAACAGCUACUGGUGGCUGGUACGAGUUGUCAAGGACAACAGCAUCGGUUACCUGCCCGCCGAACACAUCGAGACUCCAACAGAACGCCUAGCACGCCUCAACAAGCAUAGAAACAUAGAUCUCUCUGCAACAAUGCUUGGAGACACCGCCGAAAAGUCCAAAAAUCCACUCAAGAAGGCCAUGCGACGAAGAAAUGCCAAAACCGUACAAUUCGCGCCACCUACCUAUGUCGAAGCCUCGGACUAUGACUACUCUUCUGAUGAAGGUGAGGGCGAACUUUUCGGUGGCCCAGAACCGAAGCAAAUACAGCAGCAGCAAGUAGCAGCAACACAGGAUGGCGAUUCUGCCCACGAAGAGAAUCUCGAAGUACAACCACUGAAGGUAAAUGGUGCAAAGAAGGACGGUCAAGCUGAAAGUGAUGCACGAAGCUCAGGCGAGGAGCCUGCGAAACGAGCAGAAGAUCGAGAAAGAGGAAGCGAGGAAGCGGUAGAUCGACCUUUGGAUCCCAAAGUUUCUCGCAAUGGCACGCUGCGCAACACAGACUCGUUCUUCAAGGAUGAAAACACGGAAACACGCAAGAUCACACUUACUCCUAAUCUGCUUCGCGAUGACUCAAGUACGUCAACUACCGGCUCCCGUGAGCGUGGGCCUAGUCUCGAGAGUUUGGAGAAGAAUGGUUUCGCGGACAAAGUCAAAGACGACAAGAAGAAGAAAGAGAAAAAGUCGGGCAUGCUCAGUGGGCUCUUCAAGCGCAAGGACAGGAAGGGCAAAGGCGCACAAGACUCCAUGGAUAGCGACAUUGAGAGGCCCGAAGAAGCGGACCGCAGCUCGCCACAAUCGAAACCGUCCGACGAACUUGCAGAACGAUCGUCAGCUGAACAGGUGACAGCUCCAGCGCCCGUGAGACAGUUGAGCAAGCCCAAGGUGCAUAGAAGUCACCGAGACGAUUCACCGCAAAAGACGAAGGGCAUUUUGAAAACCGAAAGCCCGACUGAGUUGAGCGCUGAGCCGGAUGUCCAACUGGACAGAGUGGACAAUCAGCCGGCCGCACAACAAUCUACCUCGACCAUGCGUCUAGUACCGCCUGAACAAGACGAGGCAGGCAAGUCGUCGGUAGAAGAACAAACCAGGUCGCCAGACUCAACAUCCAACACUACAAACUCAAGAAACCCAUUCAGUGGUAUGGUGAAGCCUCAACAAGAAGGAGACGUGAAGCGCGAGAAGGUCACCAAGGCGAAGCAGCGUGUGCAGUUGGAUGAUUUCGAUUCGGACGAAAGCAGCGAUCCUUUCGCGGACCCUGAUGCUCAGGACAAGCAGGGAGAACCCGAGAAUGUAGAGUCUACGGGGCGCCUUUCCGAGUCGCCAGUUCACGUCUCCGCAGCGGACGCACAACCCUUGCACAAAGGGGCCAUUGCCGACAGGGAAAAAGAGUCGGAAUCCCACCAUGCUCCAGGCUUAUCUACUGAUAGCUCAAGCCAAGAAACCAGCUCGCCCAUAUCAACGCCUACGCCUGACGACAGCCCCAUGAAGACCAUUCCUGAGAACAACGCCCUUUCGACCUUCAGGUCUGACUACACUUCAUCGCCUACGCAUCAUGCAUCUGAACCUGCUGGACCUCCGCCUUCAAGACCGGCGCCUAACCCCACCAAGGAUCGCGAACCCUCGCCCCCCGUGUCUUCUGAAAGCACAAUGCUUCCUGCGUGGUCCGACGCCUCCCUUCGUGCCUACCUCGAUGACGGUAGCGAGAUUCGGGACAUGCUCGUCGUUAUCAACGAUACUACUGGUGUUGUCCCAGUUAGCCGUGAUCAUCCCCUCAUGAAGAACUAUCUCGCCGAAGAGACGAAGACCAUGCAAGGCCUGAGUGGCGAAUUGGACCGUCUGUUGAACGGACUUAUGGAGAAACGCAUGAAGAGAGCGGGAAGUGGUGCUAGCACAGCACGCAGCACAAGCGCCAACGGGAGUUUGAGGGCGGGUUCUAGGUUCUAG
Molecule: messenger RNA, 3240 nt
Organism: Alternaria atra
Lineage: Eukaryota; Fungi; Ascomycota; Dothideomycetes; Pleosporales; Pleosporaceae
Exons: 3
Coding region: 1-3240 (1079 amino acids)
Biological process (GO): establishment or maintenance of actin cytoskeleton polarity
Cellular component (GO): microtubule cytoskeleton; cell tip
Molecular function (GO): protein binding
Source: RefSeq, a predicted model, not a curated record